GACUCUGUCAUAUCGUAGUCGCUUUCUCGAUGCAUCUCACUGAUGCAUGUCAUUAUUAUACAGUGUUAUGCUUUAUUUAAAUUUCACCUUCUAUUGUGAGCGAGGUGAAACGGGUGGAGCGAGAUCCGAGGAAAGGAGCAGUGUGGGCUCGGCUGUGGCGACGAUCGCCUCUUUCGAAUCUACUGCGGUCCGGCUACUCCGCGUCCUUAUAAAUCGGGUUAAUUUUACUUACAAUUCAAGUUAUUCAUAUAUAAAUUGCUUUAGCGCGUGUUGACCGUGGGAUCGCCAUGUCGGUCAAGCUGACACUUUCGCUACUACUCGUUGCGCUCGCCGUUGCUAACGCCGCUAGUAUUUUAGACUACCUCGACUUCGACGACAGUAAGAAACUGAUAGCGGUUCCCGAAUUGCGACAAGAGCAACCGAAUCGAAACUGCCUUUGCAAAGGCCCUGCCUGCGUUUGCUGCGUCGACUUCAACAUUACAUUUGUCGAUCUCGGCGGGCCAGGAUGUGUUCACAUGAAAUAUGUCUCGCCAGAAGAAGGAUUUUCUGUGAACGUCUCCUACGGCAAAAAUCUUAUUCACAGCUCCAAAAUUCAAGGCGCUAAUCCAGAGCCGAUUUGUUUGGAAGUAUUCGGCAAGUUCGCACAAGUUUGCGCCAAGUUCAGUGACCUUGCACCAACGGCUGAUGGCCUCAGAGGAUGUUUGGAGCUCACACCUAAACUGCUGGGUGAAUCGCAACUAGAGUUCCCGAUCGGUUGCUUCAAGUCCACAACAGGAGGAAUGGAAAUGGAAGAUCCGCCGGAAGAAACCACUGAAGAAAACACAACUGAAGAGAACAACGCGGACGAAAACAAUGGUUUUGACGCUGAGACUUUCCUCCUUGGUGUAUAUCAAACCGCGGAACAAGGAGUUGCCUUCCUUUCCAGCCUACUAGAUUUGCCCAACAAAUUCAAUACAACGAAACCUACCCAACCAGAGCUCACAACGACUACGCCAGUAGAAACUACAAGCCCAGAAGGUGUCCAAAGAGCUCCGAAAAAACUGAAGCAUCCCAACCAACUGUGAUAUCCAUUCGCUUCCUGAUUUGUUUUUAGUACAAAGAGGCAUUUCUUAGAAAUUAGCCGCUACACUGCGUAAUUUUAUGUCGAUUAAUCCUAUUUAUUGCUUUAAUAUGUGUAACUUUUUGCUAGAUGUAUUUUAUUUUUAAUUUUGGUAAAAAAAAAUAAAAGACUGGACA
This is a messenger RNA of Hyposmocoma kahamanoa, 1236 nucleotides long. RefSeq lists its product as uncharacterized. Bases 288 to 1064 code for a protein of 258 amino acids. Lineage: Eukaryota; Metazoa; Arthropoda; Insecta; Lepidoptera; Cosmopterigidae. The transcript has 5 exons. The record is from RefSeq and is a predicted model, not a curated record.